AUGUUUAAUAAUCAGAAUAAAUUAUAUACAAAUAUAUGUUUUGUUGCUAAAAUGAAGCCUUUGAUGUGGAUUUUCUUAUUUCUUUUAAAAGGAGACUUGGUGGGCUCAAGGCAUAAAAAAUGGGCUCCAUCCAUCACUAAGAGUACUUUUAAGUUCAGGAACAAAGCUGGCGAGAAGGAUUUUGCUCCGAAAUUCCUCGAAAUAAACUGUUAA
Messenger RNA from Necator americanus (New World hookworm), 213 nucleotides. RefSeq lists its product as uncharacterized. The coding region runs from base 1 to 213 and encodes 70 amino acids. NCBI's taxonomy places the organism in Eukaryota, Metazoa, Nematoda, Chromadorea, Rhabditida, Ancylostomatidae. The record is from RefSeq and is a predicted model, not a curated record. The transcript is spliced from 2 exons.